GGACAUUUUAUACCACGAUAAGAUAGGUUAUCAUUCAAUAUUGUGUUUUCCCCACUUCUGGGUUUUCCAAAGCUUAUUCAGUGUGUUAUCAUGCUCGGGGAAACCCCCUUUACUUUGAUAAUGAAAAGUGUUUUACUAUUCGCUGUAUUUAAUUAGUGAAAUGUUCAAUUUUUACACUUUACAGAGUGAAGCAAAAUAAGACCAAGUGAAAUGCUUAUUGUGGCAAAUGCAAAAAUAUAUUACAUAAAGACUUUCAUGUCAAUUUUAAUUUUCAAGUUUACACUCAUAUUCAGAGUGCUGCUUCGUAGCUCAACGAUCUACUUCAUACAGUACACAUCGAGGUCAUGCUGUUCAAUAUGCAAGUUUUUCGAUUUUCGCAACAUUAUGCACGUGUAUAUUAUGAAGGCGGCGGGAAAAUACCAGUGUCGUAGUUGCCGCGGGGCGCCAUGCUAUUGAUUUAGGAUUUUCUUGUAACUGUUGUUUUGAAGAUAGUUACGCGCAUAAAAUUAGAAUUUAUAUUAAAAUCGUAAAAUUUAGGAACAAUUCUAUAAAGUUUCACGUUAAUAUUGUUAUCUGUUCAUGCCCUGAAAAUAGUCUGUUAUAUGGUUACGUAGCUCUUCAUGUAGCUCCGCCCAUUGUGGGAUUUUCCCGUAUCCCCUCCACCGACAGCGGCAAACUGUACGGAGACGUACAUGGCGAUAGUCGAAAGGUCGUGCUGAAUCUCGAAGGUCGUGGUGAACAUACACGGAACCUAUUCGAGAUUUCAGUGUCUGUGAAAGCCAGUGGCAGGUUAUGAAUUUCACGUGGAGGUGUUAGUAUGUUCCAGUUCGUGAGCGGAGCAUGAGUGACACAGCCGUCAUCUUUCUACAGCCCUAAGUCAUUGGAAUCAGAAGUUAAACAAGCUGCUUAAUUUGUGUUAACCUACUUUCGUUUUACAUGUGUGCAUGCUUGAGUGAUAUUUUAUCAACGAAGAAAUAACUACCGAUCAUUCGUUCAUCAGUGCAGUGCGCGAGGGGAACUAACUGUUAUAAACGACUCGUUACAUGAAGUUCAUCUAAUCUGGAUGUUUUAUUGUGCUUGUGCGAGUGACGAUGUGGCAUCAACAGCAUCCUGCCACUGGCCAUAUUGACGAUGUUAACUUGGUUUCAGAUUGUGCAUCUGGCCAGCAAACUACUACAGCCAGAUACUCGCAUGGAGUACCCACACAUUCUGGAAGUGCAUAUGGGGACCACAGCUGGAUACAUGGAAGGGAUUCACAAGACAUUGCCGUGAACAGAGAACUUCCAUCGCAGUCUUGUGUGAAGGGUUAUUCUGAUAGUGGUAGUAAUUUUUACGAUUCCUCGCGAACAGAUUCUGGGUUCCUGUCGGGAGCGAAUAUAGUGUCUGAACAGUGUAUUUCCGAAGAAAUUACCUGCUCUGGGAAGUCGCGGGACUUAUCACACCAAGAAUCACAACCAGAAGAGAAAGAAGGAUAUAAAGAUGACAUGAGGCUAGACAGUGGUGUAGAUGUUGGACUGUCUGAUAAUUUUAAAACCUUGUCAAUAAAUAAUACUUAUUUGAACGACCUAAAUGCUACUCCAAGUCAGUCAUCCAGCGUAGUAGAUAAUGCAGUGCUAUUUACAAACAUUGUUGAUCCUCAAACUACAAAGCAGACUUCCACAUUGAAACCUUCAUCUCCUGAGCAAACGCCAUCAAAUGUACCACCUAUAUGGGAAUUGUACUUCCAACAGGAUGAAGACGGGGAUACACAAUUGCAUAUAGCAAUUAUUCAGGGUUUUAUAGAGGUUGUGUACAGUUUAAUCAACAUAGCUCCUCAUCCUUGUUUUCUGGAUAUACAGAACGAGAAUUAUCAGACACCGUUACAUCUUGGUGUACUCACUCAUCAACCAAAGAUUGUUCGGAGUUUAUUGGUAGCAGGUGCUUCUGUGGAUAUGAAGGAUCGUAAUGGAAACACACCAUUACACAUGGCAUGUCAUCUAGGUGAUAUGGAAUGUGUUAAAGCUCUUACUGAACCUGUAACCAUUUCGGAAACAGACAGUGCAAAUCUGCAAUAUACAGUUUACCCACAGCAGCUCCCUCAGAAUCUGGAAGAAGUUAAUUAUGAUGGUCAAACGUGUGUGCACCUGGCUGCCUUGAGUAGCCACGUCGAUGUUCUGCGCCACCUCCUAUGGUUCGGAGCGAACGUGAACGCUAGGGAAGGAAAAAGUGGUCGCACAGUUCUUCAUUAUGCGGUUGAGCUUGGCCUCAGUAGAGUGUUACAUUUUCUCCUGGAGGAGUGUUCUGUGCAACUGGAGGCAUCCACGUACGCUGGGCACACUGCAUACCAGCUAGCAGCAUGUAUAGACUCUGCUUUGGCGCAUCAACUUUCAGAACAUGGAGCCCUUUGCAAAAACCUGCCUGAUGACUCCGAUUCUGAUUCUGACUAUAGUGAUGAUGAUGAUGGUAAUGAAAAUGAGGUGAGGACAAGACAAGUUUGAAUUGGUGUGCCUCUGCUUGAACUGUUAGGAUUUUCAUAUUGAAAUUAAAUUUAAUUGUGUGAUGUGUGUGUUUGUAUGUUCUUAACUCAAUUGCAUCAAGCUGUUAUGUUGUCCUCUGAAAAAUCUGUUGCUGUUAAAUGCAAAGCUGGAAGUCCACAAAAUACUUUUGAGAAUCUCAACAGGAAUAAAAGUGACCAACUUUUAUUAUUUCUCACCCGGCAGAUGUACCAGAAAUCGUCUGAUGAUAAUUUUAGCAGUCUCAGAAUCAACGGGCAGCCUAUCAACAUCAGCGCAUAACUGCAAAACUGUCAACGGUGCAAGAAUGAUGGGAGAAUGGUGAACAUUCUGUGGGUUAACUCUGCUGUAGUGAAAAGUACUUAAGGUUGCUGUUAUAGUGCCAUAACCUUGUGCAUAAAUGAAGAAAAUUGAAGCAAAUUGAAAAGGCAUCCUCUGCCAGGUGUCCUGCAAUGGUACAAAUAUUCUGUUCUUUGAUGGACUACCAUAAUGCAAUUGAGAAUGUUAAUUAUAUUGAUGUUGAAUAAUAAUGGGUGCCUUGAAAGUAUUUGUUUGAAUAAUAUGAAUUCCAUCUAUGUUGUUGUUAUACCCCCCUGUCAGUCUUCAGUGCAGACUCGCAGGUGGUGUGAGAAAAGUAAAAUGUUAAAGACUAUUGUUUGUUUCUGUUGUAUGUAUCUCUAUAUCGCUUUCUCCAGUGCCUAUUUAUGAUGUUCAGACCUGUCACUGGCAGUGAUAGUUCAGCGUGUUCCUCCAAACCUGACUACCUCUCUUCUUCCUUGACCGAGUUGCAAGGUAGCUUGCAGAUUAUCAUUUGGAGAUGUACCGACUAGUAUCCUCAAAGUUGGCUUGAUAUGGGAUGUAGGGUAUGAGAAGCAUUCAGAUAUCUAGUCCAUGGAAGGAAUAAUUCAGUAAAUUAUUCAGCUAAUAGUUUGGCAGGUGCAUAGGCUACAAAGUGUUGUAGUUUGUUACAAUAAAUAUCAAAUGUGUAGUUCUGUUGGGAUGAGUCAAUUAAUUAAAAGGCGGUAUUGUAAUUGUGGCAUGCUGAAAGAUAACAAACUUUUAAAAUGCUGUGCCACACUAUCACUGCCAUUGAAAUUAUUCAGAUUGACUUGUAAAUUAGGUGUACAAUCCAAACUGUUACUGAUAUAGUACUGUUUGUAGUUAUGUCUUAUUGGUAUCUUACUGAUGACUUCCUGUCCCCACUAUGGCUUGAUAUUUAUAGACCAUUAUGAUGGCCAGGCUUAUUUAAUUACCCUAUUUGAUGUCCCAAGUUUUGCAUAUCAUGUAAAAAAUAUUGAUGUGAAUACUAGAAAUCAGUAUAUCUUGAUCCAGAAUUGUACCUGCAUUGUUGAAUUGCAUUCAUUUUGUGUGGUGGAGUUCCCUAAGGUGACCUCUUAAUUUCUUUUAUUUUUUUAUCUGAAUGGUUAUUUAUUAUCAAACAAGAUAGUGCCUUUGAAAGACAGAUCACCUUGGUAUGUGUGGAGCAAGGGACAAACAACUCUUGUAAUAUGAUUCAAAGUAAACUAUGGGCUCAAUGAUUUAUCUCCAUGUGAACUAGAGUGAUCUAUUGUAAACUGCAGCGAGCACUUGUGUACCUAAUUUUGGAGUGCAUCAUGAAGUCCAAAGUGACUAUAAUAUAAACAUUGCAAAAGCUAUUUAAGUGUGUAUAAAGUAAUGGAAUUUCUGAAUAAUUUCAGUUUUGCCAGCCUUAAUGUGUAUUUUUAUUUUUAAUUGUAAAUAUUAUUGUAAGUAAAACUAUUUUUAGUAACAAAUCUAUGUGCAUGAAAUAAAUGCAAUGAAAAUCAAA
Molecule: messenger RNA, 4299 nt
Organism: Gryllus bimaculatus (two-spotted cricket)
Lineage: Eukaryota; Metazoa; Arthropoda; Insecta; Orthoptera; Gryllidae
Source: the annotation of a GenBank genome assembly